AUGGCCCUAAAUUUCCAAGAGAUUGCUCUCCUCUCUGCCUACAUAAUAUAUUUCCUCGCCGGUCUCCCUGCCAACCUCCUGGCCCUGCGGGCCUUCACAGGACGGGUCCGCCAGCCCCACCCUGCCCCCAUCCACAUCCUCCUGCUCAGCCUGACGCUCGGGGACCUCCUCCUGCUGCUGCUGCUGCCCUUCAAGAUGAUCGAGAUCGUGAACAACUUCCGCUGGCCCCUGGGAGACACGCUCUGUGCCCUCACCGCCUACGGCUUCUACAGCAGCAUCUACUACAGCACGUGGCUUCUGAUGGGCAUCAGCAUCGAGCGCUACCGCAGUGUGGCUUUCCCUGUGCAGUACAAGCAGUCCCGUCGACCCAUAUAUGGAGUGAUUGCCUCUCUGGUCUCCUGUCUCUUGUCCUUCGGACACUGUAGCAUUGUGAUCAUCGUCCAUUACUUACCAGCCCAGAAGGAGGGGGUUGAUGAUUCCAUAGUCCUCCCUGCCUGCUAUGAGGACUUCUCCGAAGAGCAACUGAAAGUGUUGCUUCCUGUGCGGCUAGAGCUGUGUCUCUUCCUCUUCUUUGUCCCCAUGGUGGUCACCAUCUUCUGCUACUGGCGCUUCGUGUGGAUCAUGCUCUCUAGACCCCAAGUGGGAACACGGAAGCGCUGGAGAGCUGUGGGGUUGGCCGCUGUGACCCUCUUCAACUUCUUGGUCUGCUUUGGGCCUUAUAAUGUGUCUCAUGUGGUGGGAUUCUUCCAGAAAACGAGUGAACGGUGGCGGGUGUGCGCCGUGUUGCUCAGUGCUCUCAAUGCUUGUGUCGACCCCUUGAUUUUCUACUUCUCCUCCUCAGCUAUGCGCAAAGCCUUUGAUCAAAGGCUACGGGGUCUGCAGAGCUGGGGUGUCUUACUGUCAGGGUACUGUAGGAGGAGAACUGGGGAGCCGGCUGCAGAGAGAGAUGGGAGUUUAGGUAUGGCCAAUGUCAACUUCACAGGAGACUGA
Messenger RNA from Neogale vison (American mink), 990 nucleotides. RefSeq names its product free fatty acid receptor 2-like. Gene Ontology annotation, biological process: G protein-coupled receptor signaling pathway; cellular response to fatty acid. The record is from RefSeq and is a predicted model, not a curated record. The coding region runs from base 1 to 990 and encodes 329 amino acids. Gene Ontology annotation, molecular function: G protein-coupled receptor activity. Gene Ontology annotation, cellular component: plasma membrane. The transcript has a single exon. Lineage: Eukaryota; Metazoa; Chordata; Mammalia; Carnivora; Mustelidae.